Messenger RNA from Argiope bruennichi, 4102 nucleotides. RefSeq names its product anoctamin-4-like. The record is from RefSeq and is a predicted model, not a curated record. The transcript has 27 exons. Gene Ontology annotation, cellular component: plasma membrane. The coding region runs from base 908 to 3967 and encodes 1019 amino acids. NCBI's taxonomy places the organism in Eukaryota, Metazoa, Arthropoda, Arachnida, Araneae, Araneidae. Gene Ontology annotation, molecular function: protein dimerization activity; chloride channel activity. Gene Ontology annotation, biological process: chloride transmembrane transport.
AAAAGAUGUAUUCCGGAUGUAAAUAAUUGGAGUAUAUUAUAUAAAAGAAAAUAGAUUUAUGAAAAACAAGUGAUGUAAAUUUCUUAUGCUCAAUGGAUUCUUCCAUUUAGUGAUCGACUGAAGGCCAAAAAUUGUGAAAUAAAAAUAGCAUAUAAAAUUUUGACUCACUUACAGCUAAUAAACUGAUUUAAACAACAGCGUGCCAAAUAUCCUGAAGAAAUACUAAAUUUUCUCGGACUAUUUCUAAUUAUGCUUCUAUUGAGAAUUAUAUAAAUGUUGAAACAAAUCUUAUGUGUAUAUAUUAUUGAUAUUCGAAAACACUGGCCAAUCAUUUUUGAAGAAACUUAAGUGCUUAAAGUACAAAUAUUUGCUUUAGAUAUUAGCUUAUAUUGAACGACCGUUGCAGUAUUGAAAAGUAUUUCAUGUACUGAGAGCUAUUUUUCUUAAAUCACAAUACGUAUUUGUUUAUUUGAAAAAAUAGUAUAUUUAAUAGUAUUUCGUAGUUUAAACUAAAAUAGUUUAAACGGACAUUAAUACUAUAAACAGAAAUCAGGUAGUUCAGCGCUGACUUUGAAUUAUAUUCAUAUAUUAGCAUUUUAGUGACACGUGUAUAGCAACUAUAUUUUUUUGUUCAAACAUUUGCUGUAGAAGAUAAACAUUCCGCUUUGAACAUAUUUGAACAAUUAUUUUUAAUAACUGCAAACUACUUCACCUUUCAUUCUUGAGAAUAUUAUUCUGAUUAUUUUUCAACUUGAUGAGAAUAGAACUACUCUUAGAUCUGUAUUUUAUACAUUCCGGUAAAAAUCAAGAACAUUCUAGAUCUCUUUCUUUGAUAAAAGAAAAGAAUACUGGAAAGUUUUUAUUACUUAUUUAAUGUAAACAGUUUUCUAACGAACAACUAGUGAAAAUGCGAAACAAUAGUUCAGUGUACCCGUCAGAUUCAGUGGAAAUGAUUGAAAAUCACCGAUUUGAUAACGAUUAUGAAAGGUCAACUUUGGCAGUGGACAUGUCCAAAAGGAUGCUGACAGCAGAUGGCUCUUCUAAAAGAUAUGAUAGAAGAGGGCGAAGAACUACGGUGGCCUGUGUACCCCAUAGCUCAAUGCCUAUUCUAGAUGAUAAUGGUAUUGGUGCUGAAAGAAAAGUUCAUCAUCAAAGCUGGUCCGAAUUGUCCACUUCUGGACUGUUUCGAGAUGCUGGUGUAGGCAAGCCGCCUAGGAGUAGAGCCAAAAGAGUAGAAUCGAGCGAAGAAAUCUUUUUGGAAGAUAUUCAAGAUGAGGAUUUAGAGCCCUCCUCCUUUCCUUCUCCUUCUACCCCUCUCAGGAGGGACGAAGAGAUGUCCACCCUUUUCUUCCGAGAUGGUCUUCGGAAGAUCGACUUCGUGCUCGCUUAUGAGGACUCUGACUUCCGGCGAAACGAAUACAGAGACAUGUUUCAAAAGAAUCUUCGCAAAGCAGGAUUGGAACUGGAAAUAGAGGACAAAUCGCUUUCACAAGAUGGGAAGACAUAUUUUCUAAAAAUUCAUGCCCCAUACACAAUUCUCCGGAAACAUGCUGAAGUACUCAACAUAAAAAGACCAAUUAAGAGCCAAGUGGAUAGCGAGCAGCAUCAACUUGACAAACCACGUUUUUCUAUUGCAUACGAACGGCAUUUGAGAACUCUCUCCGAGCAUAAGUAUGCGGAGGAAUCAUUUGCGUGUGAAGACAUCAAACCGGAAAAAGAUAAUUUCAUCGUGCGUUUUUUCCCUUCAUCUUUCCGAGAUCUCUUCAGUUACGACCGCACGCUUAUACCAGACGAUAUCGACAAGAGCGAUCAAAACUAUAGUGGAAGCAGCGUCAACGGGACUUUGGGAAGCAGAUCUUCCUGCCGGGAUGUGAUCAAAUAUACCGACGCACAGCGGAGUCGCAUUGUUUGGGAGAUUUUGAUUCGAACACCUCACCACGGAGAUGGGAGGGCAAGUACAGGAGUUUUGUAUCUUGUAAGCAAUGGAACAUACACAGCUGCCUAUCCCUUACAUGAUGGUCCGUAUGGCAAAGGUGCUUACAAAAAAGAGGAAGGUGAACCAAAUCUAAGAAGACUUCUAUACAGCGAAUGGGCGAGGUUUGGCUGCUGGUACAAGAGGCAACCACUUUGUCUCAUUAGACGAUACUUCGGCGAAAAGACUGCCUUGUACUUCGCAUGGCUCGGAUUCUACACAACAAUGCUAAUUCCGGCUGCAUUUUUGGGAUUGUUUACCAUGAUUUAUGGGAUCAGUACGAUGAAAUCGAACAUUCCCAGCAAAGAGAUUUGUGACCCAGAUGGCCCAGGAUCCUUUCCUAUGUGUCCGCAAUGCGAUAAGCGGUGUGAUUACUGGACGCUUAAGGAUGGAUGUUUGUUCAGCCAAAUUGUUCACUUGUUUGAUAAUGCAGCUACCGUAGGAUUUGCGGUUUUCAUGUCCUUAUGGGCAACCAUGUUCAUGGAGUUUUGGAAAAGAAAACAAGCUACUCUGGCAUGGGAAUGGAAUUUAGCUGAUCUGGAUUACGGAAUGGAACAAAUAAGACCCGAGUAUGAAAGUACAGUAAAAAAUUACCGCCUUAAUCCAGUCACAAUGGCAAUAGAGCCGUUUCUUCCGUUCUGGAGCAAAGUGUAUAGGAUCGCUGCAGCCAACUCAGCCGUUCUCUUCGUGCUAAGUCUUCUACUGGCCACUGUGUUCGGCUUGAUUGUUUAUCGCAUCAUCCUGGUCACUGUACUCACUGCCAGUGAUCACCACAUCUGGAAGACGUACGCCAAAAUCACCACAUCUAUCACCGCGUCAUUAGUCAAUCUAGUCGUCAUCGUCAUCAUGGACAAAGUUUACAGAGAACUUACUGCCAAACUCACAAAUUUAGAGCAACCUCGUACCCAACGAGAAUACGAGGACAGCUUCACUUUUAAAAUGUUUUUGUUCGAAUUCAUCAAUAUGUACUCAUCUCUCAUAUACAUUGCUUUUUUUAAAGGCCGAUUUUUUGGCCAUCCUGGACAAGCGUUUACUUUAUUUGGCUUUAGACAAGAUCAAUGUGAGCUUGGAGGGUGCCUUUUCGAAGUAUGCGUUCAGCUGGCCAUCAUCAUGGUUGGAAAACAAAUUUUAAAUAACAUUUCUGAGCUUUCUUGGGCGGAAAUGAUGAACUGGUGGAAGCGUUGGUGGAGGACGCGAGACGGUCCAAAGGAUAGAGUUGCCACAACUCGCUGGGAGAUCGACUACAACCUGUUAGAAUGUGAUCGCAUGGCCCUCUUCGACGAGUACCUGGAAAUGGUCAUCCAGUUUGGCUUUGUAACUCUGUUUGUCGCCGCCUUUCCCCUCGCUCCUCUCUUUGCCCUGUUAAAUAACAUCGUAGAAAUUCGCCUGGAUGCUUACAAAUACGUCACUCAACUGAGGAGGCCCCUAUCCGCAAGAGUGCCUAACAUUGGUGCCUGGCAAGCUAUCCUGAAAGGACUGUCAGUUUUCGCCGUCAUAAGCAACGCUUUCAUGAUUGCGUACACCAGCGACUUCAUUCCCCGGUUGGUCUACAUGUUCGUCACCAGUAAAAACCGAACGCUGGACGGCUACAUCGACAAUUCCCUAUCGUUGUUCAACACCAGCGACUUCAGUGACGAAGUGCGCCCAGACGAACCCAUGCUAGGAGAUUUAAAAAUCACCGUUUGCAGGUAUCAAGAUUAUAGAAAUCCACCUAAUCAUACUGAUCCAUAUCAGCUUAACAUGAGAUAUUGGCAUAUAUUUGCUGCGAGGCUCAGCUUCGUCGUCGUCUUUGAACAUUUGGUUUUCUUCAUUACCAGCAUUCUAGCAUACAUGAUCCCCGACAUUCCCAAGUCAGUGCAGCAGAAGAUCAUGAGGAAGCGCCACCUGGCGAGAGAGGCCCUUUACAGGACAGAAGCAGAAGAAGCUAGGACAGUUCUGGAGACCACAGAUGAGACCCUUACGGGAGAAGGUGACAGCGCCAUCCUACCUUGCUGACCAUAACCACAUCUUCUCUCUUUGGCUUACGGACAUCUUCAUUUGAUGCACUCUCUACGUCCUUAGCUGCCUCAGUUUGCAUGGCAGAAUUUCACUGGUAUAGCCUUGAUCAUUAAAGAUCGUGUCAACGCGAAA